AUGUUGAAGUACACCCAAGGCCCACAUGGGAGGGUGUGGGGUAGUGAGGCCCCUAUGUCAUGCUUCAUUUUGGGGGGAGAGAUGUGGCAGGGUGGGUCUGAAGACCCAGAGACUGUGCCCAGUAUGUUAUUGAGAUGGCGUAGCGUGACCGUGGGAGAGUGAGAAUACGUAACACCAGGGUAGCGUUCAGUAUGGCCCAACGUUAUGGAACGUUCAGGUAGAAACGUGGUGUAGAACAGCCAAGCUUUUCUAUCAUGUCGACUAGGGAAUCAUGGCAUCUCUAUACAUUACAUUUUCUAUCUGCAACAUUCAGAAUGUUGCGUCCUUCUGAACGUGACCCAGGUUGAAAAGACAAUACAAUGUGUUUGUUGACCUCUCUGAGAGGCUCUUUAUGUACUGUAAACAGAAGUGAGCUGGAGAUGUUGAGGUGUGGUAGAUGUCCUUUAGAUGAACCAGUACUGUAGAAUAAUUGAAUGUCCUGGCGGGCAUUAAUCUCCCUCUCUAAAUCGCUGACUGCCAGAAAAUGCCACCUCUGCCUUAAGUGCAUCAGUCCUACGUUUUCUUUACUUGAAACAUGUACAUUAUUAACAAUGUAGUAUUUAAUCUAUGACAAGGCUGCUAUUGACUUACUAGUGCCAUUGCAUGGAGUCCAUUUCAUUGAUUCUAAAAUAAUAUUGUUAAGUACUGUUCUACCAUGUGUCUUGAUGCCUUCAUGAGUAUUGGUCCUGAUGUCUAUAUUGAUUUUAAUAAUUUCAAGUACAUUUUCUCUUGCCAGUUCAAUGGACCGGAUUCAACUAACCAAAAUGAGUUAGUCUAUGUUCAGUGUUGUGACUUUCUGUAUUCCUGUGAACUCAAGCUCUAGAGCAAUACAUUGUGGAAACAAUUUUACCCAAGUUCAUCUGCAGUAAGACUAUGAUCGACUUUGUGUUAGGAAGCCAGUGUUCGUUGGUUACGCGCCGGAGUUCUAUUGCCUGUGGUGAAGUUCAUCAGAAGCUAGUUAAAACAUAUCCCAAAGGGCAAAGCACAUCGUUCUCUGUUAAGUUCUUAUCAUCUGUGAACCUUAAGGCUAGUCACAUAGGAAUAUUUGACGCUGUGUAUGUGAUGGGAAGAUGCUCCCUGCCUGUCUGCUUUUAACACUUCCCUUUUCUUUUGUAACUCUAUACGUGUCUUCAGGAAUAUUUUAAAUGUUCUUUAUUUUUAUGAAAAUAUAUUUUUCGUUGAAAUUAUUGUUGUAAAUAUGUAGUGUUAUUAAACCUAUUUCAAUGAGAAAUGCUUGUUUAAUACUUCUGUAAUGUAGUGCUGAUCACUGGGGCUUGGGGAGAAAGACAGUGUGGCCCUGUCCAGAAACAACCCCUAGCCACCAAUCCCCAGGCAUUUCAUAUAGACCUGAAAUAAUUGUUUCCACUUAGCCCUCUGAAGGGGUAUGGAUAAUUUUUGCUAUAUUGCUUAUCUAAUCUGUGUAUAAGUAGUCAAGGCUAGUGGCUGUUUCUUGUCCGGGCCCAGAUAAUCAGUGAGAUAUCUGUUUCUAGGCAGAAACCAUCGUGUCUUGCCAUUGGCUGAAACCAGCUCCAAAGUGACCUAUCAAGUUCAGUAACUCUACCUUGCCCUCAUCACAGUAUACAUGUCCUUAGACAUAUAGAAUGUCACCCUGCAUGUGCUUCUGUUAGUACCCUGACUCUCUUCUUUUACCAAUUCCAUCAGCUAAAGUGGCUGUUCUAAAUAGGCUAUAUUCCACGAUGACCUGGAGUUUAGUUGAAAUAAAAGUGAUUGACAGCCACCCAGGUUGUAGUUGGCCCAAUACCAAAUAUGGGAGAGCUGGCCUCUACAGGCAGCUCAUAGUAAACAAGUGGUUGGUUAAGAACAGUGGGGUCUGAAACGAUGUCUCUGGAACAGCCAUGGCUACUUUUGGAGUCCUUACACGGGACACUAUUAAUAGAUUCCCUUUUAUCUUUAAUAAUGUGGUGUCCUAUGUGUAGUAGUAUUAUUAUUGUAGCAACCUGCAUAGCCUGCCAUUAAUACUUCUGUUUAGCAUCACCACUGUAUCAAUGUUACCAUAGACAUGAUCUUCAAAGUUUCUCAUUUUGCCUUACUGUAGCAGAGGGAUUUACCUGACAGCAGCUAGGCAGCCUUGACGUCAGAGCUGCAGGGAUUUUUUGCAGGGACACCGUUGUCUUCGUUGACUGAAUGGAAUCGAGGGUGGCCUGGUCAAGUGAGGAAAGUUUUACAGUUAGUCUCAUGCUCAUAUUGCCCUCAGAAAGCCUCCCAAUAUAAGGCCAGCAAGCCUCUGUUUAGCUCCAGGGAGCUUUGUGUAACAUCCAUCUGAUGGCAGAUAGCGUUCCAAACUAAUGCCCCUGCUGCAAUUUCAGAUACAGUCUGCCCUGUUGCAGGUUUGUCUAAGUUUGUGUGCAGGGCCGGCUCAAGCUUUUUGGUUUUAAAGCUAAUUUCCUGAAAUUCUACACAUUUUGCCGUGACUUAUGCCAUGUUAAAAUGAUAUCUGAGUGAGAGUGGCUAACAAAAUCAAUGGGGGCCCCCUGGAGAUCAGGGCCCUUGGGCACGUGCCCUUCAUGCCCGGUCGGUAAUUCGGCCAUGAUUAGUACAAGUUUAGAUAGCUGGCUAGACUAAUUUGCCAAUCAAAUUUUUUUUAGUGAGUGACAAUUGAGUGACACACAUUGACUAACUGUGGUGUUUUUCAUACUCAUAAGAAUAGAUCAUUAGAAUUAGAACCAUGUGAUAUAAGUGGGAUAGAGUCUUUUGUUCAAUGCCCUAGGCCUAGUCUAUGAGUCUGGCCAGCUAGACCACCUGUGCCCUGGCUAAAGACGUCUGACAUGCAUCCUAACAAAGAAUAGCCAGUCUAGUUUAUGACUGGGGGCAUCCAACACACACUAGUGACAGACGUCUGCUGUCAGGGUCACACUUACUGCAACAUACCUAGCUGACUACCUAGCUAGCAUUCUUUGUGAGAGGACAAUUGUUGUCAUCCACCUGACAACAACGUUGUGUGGGACACUGAAAAUUGAAAGAAACUCUUCAAUAGCACUAGUCCAAAAAGUGUUGUUCAACUGCAGACUCACUGUGUUAUUUCUAUCAAGCUACCAAAUGAUGUGUAUUUGAUAUGUAAAGUUGUAUUGCUACUACCCCUAUUGGGGUAUCUUUGAUACUGCAGUGUUGGUACAGCCCUCAAGCAUCAUUAUGCAGCUGCACCCAAGGGUUUCCACUAGAUAGCACAGUCACAAAGUCGGAAUUGUCUACAUUUUGAAAUUUAAUGAUGACAAAAAUUAGCUUUUUAGUCUUAAUUUAAAGUUAGGGUUAGCAGUGGGGUUAGGGUUAGAUUUACAAUCACAUUUUAAGAAGAGAAAUUGUCUAAAUAGGCAGGGUUUAAGACUUUGUGGCUGUGGUAACUAGUGACGACCGCACCCAAGGGGCCAGGGUUCCAGUCUAGAAGUACGGUUUGGACUGCUCCUACAGUCUUGCUUUAGUACUGCUGUUUAAUUGAAGCCGGGCCCAGAAAGCCAAUUUCCAUAGACAGCCACAUAGAGAAGUCAGAUUUGAAAAUUCCUAAUAAGACACUUUAGUCAUCAUCUUUGUGGCUGAGGUCAGACAUUUUUUUCUCCAUCACCCCAGUAUCUCUAUUUGCACAUCAUCUCUUGCACAUCUAUCAUUCCAGUGUUAAUACUAAUUGUAAUUAUUUUGCACUAUGGCCUAUUUAUUGCCUUACCUCCAUAACUUGCUACAUUUGCACACACUGUAUAUAUAUUUUCUGUUGUUUUUUUGACUUUAUGUUUUGUUUUACCCCAUAUGUAACUCUGUGUUGUUGUUUUUAUCGCACUGCUUUGCUUUAUCUUGGCCAGGUCGCAAUUGUAAAUGAGAACUUGUUCUCAACUGGCUUACCUGGUUAAAUAAAGGUGAAAUAAAAAAUACAAAAAACUCACAGCCAAAGAUAUUGAAAUUGUAUAUUCAUCCAAUGUCUACCAUGUUUUUGGAUGACGUGAUGAAGUCGUUGCUGCUUGCGCUGCUUCCUGUGUGCACUGUGUUCUAGCACACGUGAAGUUGGGCCGUGUAAAGCAGAUGCAACCUGGAUAUAGACGGUCCAUCAAUCGCGUGAGUAGAUCAUGUUGAAAACAGCGGUCGGACAUCUUGGAAGCAGUCUCCAGUUCUUUAUACCUCAGUGGCUAGGUCCCAUGUAGCUCAGUUGGUAGAGCAUGGCAUUUGCAACGCCAGGGGCAGGGGUUUGAUUCCCAUGGGAGACCAGUACGAAUGAAAAGGUAUGCACUCACAAGUAAGUCGUGUAAAAAUGUAAAAUAAAUUACAUUUAAAAUGUUAAAAUGCCUGCACCCCUCAGUUUAGCAUAAGAAGUGCCUAUUUUCUCGGUUAUUACAGUGCUGAGUGCAUUGCUGACUUUUCCGCAUGUAAAAACAGGACAUUUUUAAUACAGAGGAAAUGUGAAAUAGUACCACAUAUCCAACAUUUUCACACGUUAAUCCAAUCCAUGUUUCAAGUAUGCUUGUUUUUAAACACUAUGUUUUGCCCAAAAAUUAUUACAUGGAAAAUGCUGGUAAAGUGUUUUUAGAUUCAUACUGCAGCCUAUGUCACUGCUCUUAGUUUUGCUGAUGCUUACAAAACAUUGUGCACACCCCAUGGCUUCAACCAAUCAUCUUGCAUGUGGUUUUCCCAUGCAGUGCCCCAUUAGCUGCUUACACAAGCAACAUGUCUCAAACCCUAAAUAAAAAAGAUGAAAACUCCUUGACAGUGAACCUUUUCCUUUGAAGAGCCAUUUCUGAUUUUACCUUUCAGAUCGGUGUAUCGGGUUCAUUUUAUUUAAUGGACAGCAUCAUAUUCUUGGCUAUAUUAAUCUAUUAUAUUGAUCUACCACUUAGUAUCUGUUUUGGUUGUCUGACAAUCUGACAAUCAACACUGAUAGUUUCCUGCCCAAUUCACCCCUGAUUUUGUACCCUGAUGAUGACCCAUUUUGACCCCUGAAAAGUCAAAACGCAGUUAAUAAAUAUGUAUAGCCGACAACUUUUUCCCUGGGCCUUUGUUGACCACACUGCAUCCAAAACUGCUGAUGGUAUGAUCAUUUCAUGUACACGUCUGCGUCUUGUCUGUGAAAAGUAACACCUAAACUUACUGAGUGGGUAAAAUGCUGUUAAACUGAAGUUCUUAACUUCUCUUUUUUGGUUUGUGACAUUAGUCCUUGUUCAUGGGUAUAUACGUCCAUCCGUGGACUGAUUUUCAAGAUGCUGACCUAAACAGGUGGGGACACGUUUUUACAUUUCAAGUGCUUUGUAGAGUUACAUUUGUAUUUUUAUUAGGGAUCCCCAUUAGCUGCUACCAAGGCAGCAGCUACUCUUCCUGGGGUCCAAACAUAUUAAAGCACUUACAUUACAUAUAAAACAAAAUAUAAAACAGUACAUCAUAUGACAUUAUUACACCACUACCUAUCUACAAUACAAAAUGUUUAAUACCACCAUACAACAAUAUCACAAUGUGUGCGUAUGCAUGUGUCUAUACCCUUGUGUGUGUCUCUUCACAGUCCCUGUUGUUCCAUAAGGUGUAUUUUAACCUGUUUUUUAAUUCUGAUUAUUCUGCUUGCAUCAGUUACCUGAUGUGGAAUAGAGUUCCAUGUAGUCAUGGCUCUAUGUAGUACUGUGCACCUCCCAUAGUCUGUUCUGGACUUGGGGACUGUGAAGAGUCCUCUGGUGGCAUGUCUUGUGGGGUAUGCAUAGAUUUCCGAGCUGUGUGAUAGUAGUUUAAACAGACAGCUCGGUACAUUCAGCUUGUAUACACCUCUUACAAAAACAAGCAGUGAUGAAGUCAAUCUCUCUUCCACUCUGAGCCAGGAGAGACUGACAUGCAUGUCAUUAAUGUUAGCUCUCCGUGUACUUCUAAGGGCCAGCCGUGCUGCCCUGUUCUGAGCCAACUGCAAUUUUCCCAAGUCCCUCCUUGUGGCACCUGACCACACUACUGAACAGUAGUCUAGGUGCGACAAAACUAUGGCCUGUAGGACCUGCCUUGUUGAUAGUGUUGUUAAGAAGGCAGAGCAGCGCUUAAUUAUGGACAUACUUCUCCCCAUUUUAGCUACUGUUGUAUCAAUAUGCUUUGACCAUGACAGUCUACAAUCCAGGGUUACUCCAAGCAGUUUAGUCUCCUUAACUUGCUCAAUUUCCACAUGAUUCAUUAUGAGAUGUAGUUGAGGCUUAGGGUUUAGUGAAUGAUUUGACCCAAAUGCAAUGCUUUUAGUUUUGGAAAUAUUCAUUCAGGACUAACUUAUUCCUUGCCACCCAUUCCAAAACUAACUGCAACUCUUUGUUAAGUGUUGCAGUUAUUUCAGUUGCUGUAGUAGCUGAUGUGUAUAGUGUUGAGUCAUCCACAUACAUAGACACACUGGCUUUACUCAAAGCCAGUGGCAUGUCGUUAGUAAAGAUGGAAAAAAGCAAGGGGCCUAGACAGCUGCCCUGGGGAAUUCCUGAUUCUACCUGGAUUAUGUUGGAGAGGCUUCCAUUAAAGAACACCCUCUGUGUUCUGUUAGACAAGUAACUCUUUAUCCACAUUAUAGCAGGGGGUGUAAAGCCAUAACACAUACGUUUUUCCAGCAGCAGACUAUGAUCGAUAAUGUCAAAAGCCGCACUGAAGUCUAUCAAAACAGCCCCCACAAUAUUUGUAUCAUCAAUUUCUCUCAGCCAAUCAUCAGUCAUUUGUGUAAGUGCUGUGCUUGUUGAAUGUCCUUCUCUAUAAGCAUGCUGAAAGUUUGUUGUCAAUUUGUUUACAGUAAAAUAGCAUUGUAUCUGGUCAAACACAAAACAUUUUCUCCAAUAGUUUACUAAGGGUUGGUAACAGGCUAAUUGGUUGGCUAUUUGAGCCAGGAAAGGGGGCUUUACUAUUCUUAGGUAGCGGAAUGACUUUCUUUAAACACAAAUGUCAGUUCCUGUACCGUUGGUACCAUUUAAAAUCCUUUAAGUGCAUUACAUUAAUAAUUUGCUCCAGGAUGCUAAUAUAUUCUGUUUCAACACAUUUGACAGAGGAAUUUGACAGCCGUUAUAGUUUUCCCUAACUUUGGUGUUCUAAUCUACAGAGUCCCUCAUCAUUGACUUUGAGAUGCAGUGUUUCAAGGUAAGAACAUUUAGACAGCAUAAAUUAAAACGAAAUACCUUAUAUCUGAUCACGCUCCUCUUCUAAUUAAUAUGUAAUUACCAGAACAUUAAUUUGGGAAUAGCACAAUAUCUCAAAAUGAUCUUAGAAAUGAAUAAUAAUUGAAAUAGUACUAUCUUAUAUAAUUGAUUUGUCACUGUUUUCCCCAGAUGAUUGCAUUAGCUGAUGCUGUGUUCUUUGCUAUCCUAUCAUCCUACACAGUGGGCUCAGUAGGGAAUGCCAGUUCUGUGAGUAUCAACUACUCUGAGUGAUGUUCAAAAGCAGAGCAGAUGGAGAUUUGGAAUAUAGAAAUCAUACAUUAUGUAUUAAAUACUUUCUUCCCAAUGUUGUUUACUUUGGAUGAAAGUUCCAACUCCUGCCUAAUAAUGAGAUUGGCACAGUGCAAAAAAAAAAUCAAAAGGAUUGCCAAAUGAAUAACACAAAUAGAUUAUCUUAAUCUUCCAGGUUGAGUUUAAGAUUAGGACAUUUGAGGAUCAACCUUUGGUGAUGCAACUUGCUGCUGUCUACAAGGUAAUGCCAUUAAAAAAAAAAAACUUAAAUUACAUGUUUUAGAAAUUAUUUCUGUGAUGUAGCCUAAUCAAUCUUUGCUCAUCCCUAACAAUAAUGCUGUGUAACAAGAUUAAUUAGUUAUUCAUUGGUUAUUGUCAUAUAUCUUUCUUUUUUUAUCAGGAAAUGGAACACUUAAAAUGUGAACAAAAAAUAUUUGGCAACAGCGGGAGGCCCUGAAUCAGUUAAGGGAUUUUCCUCUUAAUUAAGAUCUAUCUUUUUUUAUAUGAUUGUGUGCUUCUUUAAACAGGCAGAUUAUACUUUUUGUAUGUGUUUCUUCAUCCACAGAUGCUGACAAGCCCAAAGAUUGAGACUACAACAGAAAUAGGUCAGUGAAUUAAAUAUGAUUAUUAGUCCUUUACAUCACAAUUACAUUUCUAUAACUUUUUUUAUGAAGAUAAUUUUUGCAGCUUGUAAUAUAGUAUACCUAUCUGACAUUUACUGCAGUAGAUUUAAUUAUUGUUGAUAAGUAAAAUUUGAUCAUCAUUAUAAUCCUUGACAAGAUAUCCAUAUGACUAGCUUUAGUGUGAGCAUAACUGGUCUGUUGUUUAUUUCCUGUCUGGUCUCUGUCUAUGUGAUAUCUCUGGUAGGCAGCACUUCUCUUGUUUACCCUCCAAACCAUGGAGAGGAGGACAUCAUGUGGUCAUCAGAGGAAGAAGACUCUACGCGACCCUUCGAUCCCUGCUUCCACUACACCGUCCUGGACCAGGCCUGGAGGGCCACUAACACCAGCAACAAGAACCAGAUGUGUGACCGCAAUGUCAAGUGGCAAGGCUGGUACCGCCUGUUGUACAAGGGCAACAGUCUGCAGAUGCCCGAGAGGUGUGUGCCCAUGGACAAGUGUGGCACCCACGCCCCCCUGUGGCUGGCUGGGUGUCACUUCUUUGCCUCCUACCCCGGUCCCAUCUCAGGCAAGGUGAACCGCAUCAAGUACAGGACUUUCCUUGUGAACGUCGGCGAGCCUUCAACCGGAGGACCGGGGUGUUCCAGGCUCCUGUCAAAGGAGUCUACCAGUUCUUCUUCUCCACACAGAGUGGGAAACACGGCGUCAAGACGGACCUGUGGUUGCUGAUCAACGGUUACUGGGUGACUGUCUCUCACACCAACAUCAGGAGUCCUGCCACUGUGGGUAAUCUGUCCACUUAUAUGACCUUUCUGCGCAGAGGGACCCUGGUGUAUGUGAGCCAUGACUGUGGUAGCUCUUGGGCCAAUGCUGCAUCCAAUACCAUCACAUUUGGGGGGUCACUGCUUGUUCAGUUGAACAGGUAGACUAAAGCCUAGAUGUGUCUGUUUUGAUUUUGUAUAUGAUUCUUAUUUACAGAUGUAUUGGUUUUGUGUUCAUUUUUUUUACAUUCUGUCAAAACAGCAUUGCAGUUGAAAACAGUUCUUCUAACUUUGACUUUUACAUUUCGGUAAUUUAGCAUAGCUUGCACUCUUGUCCAGAGGAACUUACAGUCAGAUGCAUGGACAUCAAUAAUUUGGCUUAAAAUAAAUACUAUAUGUUGCUUCUGUAGUAAGUGAAAGUUUGCUUGAAUUCAAAAUGAAAACAAUUUAGAUUCUCAAGAGUUGAAAUUAAAGACAGUCUUAAUGCAAUUCUCAGAUUGUUUGACAUUUCAUUUCCAUAUUUUGCUGACAUUCACAAAAGGCAGCAGUAAGAAAAAUAUUUCCCGCCCAUGACGUUUUCAGAGUAAAAUGCUGUGUUAGUUGAUACUCUAUGUCACUAAGAUAGGCCUUCUGUAUUUUAAUUCGAUUAUAGUACACUAAUAAGAGAUUCUAAAAGAAUAGCCUACCUCUCUCAAACACAAGAUGGCAUACUAGGGUAUCAAAUGUUAUUUGUCACAUGCGCCGAAUAAAACAGGUGUAGAACUUACAGUGAAAUGCUUACUUACAAGCCCUUAACCAAAAAUGCAGUUUUAAGAAAAAUAAGUGUUAAGUAAAAAAUUGAUAACUAAAAAAUAACAAAUAAUUAAAGAGCAGCAGUAAAAUAACAGUAGCAAGGCUAUAUUCAAGGGGUAAUCGUAAUUCGUAGGCAGAUUACAGCAGCAUCAGUUAAAUUAUAUAGACUGUCAGUCAUAAACCUAUAUAUUGAGUUUAUUUUGCCAGUGUUCAGUAGGCCUAAUUCCAAGAAACUAAAAGUGCUGAGAGUGUUUUUGUCAUAUGUUCAUCAUCAUCAUCAUCAUCUAUAUGAUGAGUCAGUGGUCCAAAUUCUGUAACAGGGAGUUGAGUUGAGCCCAAAAAGUACAUGCUAUGUCUUUUUUUAUAUUUUUACAUGGUAUUCUUUUUGACAUACAAAAACUACCCAAAGUCACAAAUGGUAGGCCGAGUUGCCAACAACCGGAAGUCCCGGUUUUCAGGGGAAAUGGAAGAGAGCGCCUGUGAUGUGACUUCCACUGUUGGAAGUUAACUAGUCCACACUCCAUCUUAACAUUUACUGGAUUGUUUGAACAGCGCAGAAGAGAACCUCCCCCGACAUUUUUUUUUUGUCAAGACCCGAAUGUGGGGGAUCUAGUUUCAGGUGUUUCUUUUAGGCCUGCUAAUUUAGAUUAGCCUGCACUUAAGAUAAGUUGUAGGCUAUGAAUGUUUCCUUAUAUGGCAUAAUUAUAGGGAAUCAUUUGAGGCCCUGACUAGGCAUACUAAAUUGGAUGUGAAGAACUUGUCAAAAUGACCAGUCAUCCCGAGAAAUUUAUAAAACUGUUCAGUGGUCUUGGGAAUUGUAAUAUUUUCAAAUUUACACACGACAAGUUUAGACCAACACUUCUGACCAGGGGGAGGAGCGUCGCGAGGCGGUUAGGAUUCUAUUCGUCUGUAUUGAGUCAAGACGAGAAAUUAAAGGAAAGGGCUCUAUUGAUAGGCGUUUAGUGUAACGGGAGUCGGGACAAUACCUUUUCGGCGAAAGCAAUAAGUCUGUCUGGAUAUGAAAACAUAUUCUGAAAUAACCAUUCCUAUUUGAAACCUUCCGUUGUAUUGAGAACAAAUAAUUAUAUACGUUUUGCUAUAAGUUUGGCUGUUUUGUAUCGUUUCCUUAUUUUUCCAGCUCAUUCAAAAUGAGUAAAAAGUAACAUUGUAUCACUUGUACUGUUUACUACAUGAAUGAAGACAGUACUCAUCGACGAUUUAGCGCUUGAAUAGGUGCAUUGACCAGCUCGCCAUUGUUUACCUGGUGUCGCGGAGGACCACUUCAAAACAGUGAAGUUGUCUUUUACCAAAAAGUAUUUUCUCCUGAACCGAUUUUUUUAGACCAAAAUACAACAUGGCAGAACACGAGAGUCUGGAGUUUGGAAAGGCUGACUUUGUUCUUCUGGACAACGUUUCUUUGGAGGAAUUCAUGGCUAACCUAAAGCUCAGGUAGGUAGUGGCGUCCACCACGGUCGUUCACCUCAAUGAGGCAAGGCGUAGCCUGCGUGUUCAGGAAAAUCAUGUUUCCUUGUCUGAUGGACGCUUUAGAUAGUAUUAAGCCUAAAUAAUGAUAAUUUUUUUGUUGUUCGUUCAAUUAGGCCCCUAUGUGUUUAGCACUGACUAAUGUAUGAGUUGUUUUCAAGCACCACAGGCGCAGGAGUGCUUGCUGUUCAUUUUGACAGGUCAGAGUUACUGUUACAAUUUUUUUUUGAAUUUGCAGUGCUACAUUCCUACACAACACCUUCCAGUAAAAUUGUCAGAUUUGUUUAUUUUUAGUUGGCUGUGCCAGACUGCCAGUGCCAUAGCCUAGGCUACUAUUUAAUGACUCUCUCUGAGUAAUAUGAAUAGAAUUCCCAUUCCAUUAUGGAGUGCACAUCUUGCAAAGCAACUUUUGUUUAUCACUAACCACGUUUCCAUCCAACCAUUUCAUGUGGAUUAAUUAUUACCUGAGGCAUAAAAGAAAGUCACGAGCCGGCUGAUGAAAACAUACAAUUCCGGUAAAAAUAUGUUUUGCCGUUUGACAAAGACAAAUAAUAUCGCUCUUAUCCAUAAUAAUCUCAUAAUGUAUGUAGCCUACCCGCACUCUUAUCUGCGAGCAUACACACAAAAAAUGUUUUAUGCACGCAUGACUGUAAGUCGCUUUGGAUAAAAGCGUCUGCUAAAUGGCAUAUUAUAUUAUAUUAUUAUUAUUAUAGCUGUUGGCUAGAGCGCAUGUGCCAAGACCAGAGUGGGCAAAUUUGCUAUAUAACGCAACAGUUUUUGUGACAAAACCAUCAGUAGAGUUGAAAAUGCGAUGGUAACCCAUUUAACUUGUGUGUUUCAUUUGGUACAUGGGAAUUUAAAGGCAAAAGUUAUUUUUAUGUUAUUUUUAUUUUUAUGUCAUCACGCAUUAUUGUUUUAUGCAGGUUUUUGAAUAUUCGCAUGAAAAUCUGUCGCACAUUGGAAGGAAACCUAGCUAUAGAUGUCCAAGUUAUUCAUUGUCAUUUGAAGGAUGAAACAAGGAAUAGCAGUUCUAUUACUUGGCCUUUACUACAGGAAUUGGCCUGUCAUGUGAAAACUAUUCCUCAUGUUUUGUCUGCAUACAUGAUUCUUUUGACCAUUCAUCCACUGCAGGUCAGACAUAGAACAAUGGACAUAGUUUCCUCUUGGACCCUAUUCUGUCCGGACACACAGCAUUCCUCAGAGAUGUUGUCUUUGUCAGACUGGUAAUUCUAUGAGCCAUGCAGUGUGUGAAUGGGGCGCCACCCAAGGAAUCACAGUGCCCCACUGAAAAGCAUCAUCCGAACAUACAGAUUGUCCAAGGCUAUUUUUGCAUCAUGAGUGGUUUGUGGGAUGAUGCCAACCAAACAUGGCAACCAAGCAUUCAAAGUCACUCACUGCCCUGGCCCAGUGUGCCUGUCCUCUGCUGCAGCUGCAUGCAACUUUGCAUGUGGUUUCUGACCCCAUCGGAUGUCAGGGUGUGGAUGUAAGUCCCUUUUUUAUGUAAUGCUCAUUGUAAUAGCCUACUCCUGUUUUGACUUGAAUAUGGACAGAGUUGAUUCUAGUAGAAUUCUCUGUUAUUGCAUGCAUGUGUAAACAGACAUAGGCCUACAUCUUAUAUGUCUCAAAUUAUGUUUAUCAUAUUUGUUUUCCCUAGGGCUCUCCAACCCUGUUUCUGGAGUCCUACCCGCCUGUAGGUUUUCACUCCAACCCCAGUUGUAACUAAACUGAUUAAUCUUAUCAAUUAUUAGAAUCAGGGGUGCUAGAUUAGGGUUGGAGCGAAAAUCUACAGGAAGGUAGCUCUCCAAGAACAGGAUUGGCGAGCCCUGGUUGUACCUGACUGGAGAGAGAGAUAGUUUCCUCAAAUUCAACUCUGGACCUCGAAGCCAGUUCCACUGCGUUUUUUCAUUGUUCCCCUCUAAUCAGGGAGUUAGACCUGGUACACCAGAUGUGUGCAAUUAUCAGGUAGAAAACCAGCAGGCUCUAGACUUUGUAGGGUCAGAGUUAAAUACCCCUGAGAUAGUGGAUGUGGGAACUAUUUGACAGACCAUGUAGUUCAGUACGAGAGUCUUUUCACAGACACACGUCUAAAUCUGUCCUCACAAUGAUUCGAUUUUAUUGGUGUUUCUAUCCUGAUAAGCAUCCAGUUUAUAACAUAGCUGUUUGCAUUUAAUAGCCAGGCAGCAGGAUCUGCAUACAUCAUUUUCCCAGCUUUCCCUGGCCCUACUGUUUGUCUUCCCUCCAGCUGGACAGGCCAGAGCGGAGAUGAUGUGUGCAAAUUGUUAUUUGCAGAGGGUGUGACCGACCAGGAGCACUUCCUCCUCCUUUCCCUUCUCAUCCUGCGUGCAUGCGUGUGUGUGUGUGUGUGUGUGUGUCUACAGCAGGGCGAAGGAGGCGUAGAGAAACACUUGGAGAAGGGAUACACUGACAGAGUACAUGAGGCAUCUAAUUGCCUCCUUCGAUAG
Molecule: messenger RNA, 13532 nt
Organism: Coregonus sp. 'balchen'
Lineage: Eukaryota; Metazoa; Chordata; Actinopteri; Salmoniformes; Salmonidae
Source: the annotation of a GenBank genome assembly